Aspergillus glaucus CBS 516.65 is the source of this 1267-nucleotide messenger RNA. RefSeq lists its product as uncharacterized. Lineage: Eukaryota; Fungi; Ascomycota; Eurotiomycetes; Eurotiales; Aspergillaceae. The coding region runs from base 253 to 1044 and encodes 263 amino acids. The record is from RefSeq and is a predicted model, not a curated record. The transcript is spliced from 2 exons.
CGUUCCUGCGUUUGGCGAGUCCCCAGACUAUUUACCCCCUUUAGCAAGGCGACAGAAUCCUGCAGCCACCUGAAUUAUCAGGCAUUGUAUUACGGCUCAGCCUCAUAAGUUAUCUGGACGCUGCAUUAAAUAUUUGACUUUCCCCGCUGCGAAGCUGAAUUUCUCUCUCGCCGGCUUCGGUAUUUUUCAGCAAAAGACAGUGACAGAACUCAACAACUGAUCAUUUUACCUUGGUCUACUUAACUUCCUAUCAUGUCAGAUUUCGACCCUCCCUACGGCUACGCUCUCCGCCGUAACGGCUCCUGUCUCAGCACCGAGCAGAACUGCGGCAAAACCUGGGAUCCCUGGUACCGAUGCUGUCCCUCAGCUACCUCCUGCGAAGAUGACUGUUGCCCGAAGGGCGUAGACUGCGGGCAACGACUCGGACAAGACCCCCAUUGUGCUAACGACACCGCUACGCUCUAUCGAGCCAAGGGUAGCGAAGACAACAGUCCGGCAUCGGGUUAUUUCUGCUGUGUUGAUGGCACGAAGGCGUUCCAGGAUGAUCGGACUUGGGUGGGAUGUGCGGAUUCGUGGGAGUCAUUUAACGCGAAUGAUUCGUAUACGGCGCCGUUGUCUAUUAGUGCGCCUACCUCAACUAGCACGAGUGUCACGAUUUCAUCAACGUCAGCAUCCACGGCCACGGCUACAUCCACAUCCGACUCAGACUCAUCAACUUCAUCCUCUUCUUCUACCAAUACCGGCGCCAUCGCUGGCGGUGUCGUUGGGGGUGUAGUUGGAGCUGCACUGAUACUUGCGCUUCUAUGGUUUUUCAUCCAUCGUCGUCGGAAGGCGACGGCGGCGGCAGCAGCAGCAGCAGCAGCACAAACGGCACCUGGACCACAUAUGACCGGAGAUAUGGGAUAUAUUCCCUGGGCACAGGCCCCGCAGCAAAGGAUACAGGAGUUGGAGGAUACCAAGCAGCCGCAGCCGCCGCUGCCGGUGCAGGAGCUCGAGGAUAAUUCUGAGCACCAGGUUCAUGAGUUACCGGCUAGUCAUCGGUGAUUAUGGGGAGUGUCUUGGUUUUGUUGUUGAUAUCAUUUGAAAAAGACAUUGAAAAUGACGGGAUGGAGUAUAUGGAGUUAUGAUGGGUUAUGGGCUCUAGGUGGAUAGUUUGGGAUGAUUUAGCCAGAUUGUUUAUCAAGAGAGUUUACUGUAAGUAAUAGAAAUAUCACCAACUACCUUAAUUGUCGAUAUAUAAUACCAGCGGCCUCCAUCUCACGGCUCA